AUGCGACGAAUUUCAACCGCGACGCUCUUCGGCGUCGAUCCUAGCACAGACACUCUGCAUCGCUUUGAGACCUCCUGGUUGCUAUCGCCCACCGUCCUCGCUGCUCUGCGCGGCCUGAUCUCUCUAUACAUCUUCACAACUAUCAUCGUGAUCUGGGCCUGGGAUGGCACGCACGGCGAUCGCAUCGCGAUCGGCCAGUCCUUCAGCUACUUCACCUGGUUGACCUACUGGGGUCUUGGCUUCUACUUCCUCUUCUCGGCCUUUCACACGGCCUGCUAUGCGCGGACAGGACGUUCUGUGCUCUUCGACCGUUGGCCACGUUUCUGUCGCGUGCUGCACUCUCUACUCUACACGACAAUCACCACCUUUCCUUUCUUGGUGACUAUCGUCUUUUGGGGCAUUCUAUUUAAGCCACCGUUUUAUAAAGAGACCUUUCCCGGCUGGUCGAAUAUCUCUCAACAUGGCCUGAACUCUUUCUACGCCCUUCUCGAGAUCUUCCUCCCAACAACAGCUCCUCACCCCUUCAUCGCCAUCCCCGUCCUCAUUCUGCUUCUGCUCUUCUACCUCUGUGUCGCAUACAUCACCUAUCACACCGAGGGCUUCUACACCUACAGCUUCCUUGACACUGAAGGCGGCAAGAAGAGCGGCAUCGUCGCGGGCUACUGUUUCGGGAUCUUGGCUGCGAUCAUCGUCAUCUUUUUGAUUUCUUGGGGUCUGAUCUGGCUGCGGAAGCGCUCCACUGGCGGUAGGAUCAUGCGGGCUACGCGUGAUCCCUUGCGUGGUCAGGACGAGUUUGUCGAUAUGCACGUUGAUAUGCAGGAACAGACUGAGCCAAAACAUGCGUCUGUGUAG
Messenger RNA from Penicillium maclennaniae, 852 nucleotides. RefSeq lists its product as uncharacterized. NCBI's taxonomy places the organism in Eukaryota, Fungi, Ascomycota, Eurotiomycetes, Eurotiales, Aspergillaceae. The coding region runs from base 1 to 852 and encodes 283 amino acids. The record is from RefSeq and is a predicted model, not a curated record. The transcript has 2 exons. Gene Ontology annotation, cellular component: membrane.